This is a messenger RNA of Nicotiana tabacum (common tobacco), 3164 nucleotides long. RefSeq lists its product as uncharacterized. The record is from RefSeq and is a predicted model, not a curated record. Lineage: Eukaryota; Viridiplantae; Streptophyta; Magnoliopsida; Solanales; Solanaceae.
AUUCCCACUAGUAAUAAGUAAAGAAUCCAUCUAUCUCCCCCCUCCCACAAAACUCACAGUGUCGACACAUCCAAAUCUCUUUUCAUUGGCUAACCCUAAAUUCCCAAGUACCAAAAUGGAUUGCUAACCCAAAGUCCCAAAUCCCCAAAAUCCAUUUGUUUUACUCGAAGGAGAUGAAGAACAGAGGAAUAAUUUAAAGGCAGCGAUUACAGGUGAGAAAAAUAUUUCAAUCGCGAGAAAUUUCGACCCAAAAGGCAAUAUGUGCGAAAUCAACUUCAGGAUUUGAGAUCUUGUGAUAUUUUUGCAGUUGUUGAUGAGGUUAAUAUACAUCUUACUAAGUAAUUGUUGAUUACAACCAGUCGAGGCUUGAAUUGGUAGAGAAUUGAGGAAUUUAAAUAGUCAUGAAUCAGGAAGAGCACUCAAGUAAAAAAUAAAAAAGUUAAAAACUGCAUUGCUCACUUACAUCUUUGCGAAACCAAAAGGUUUCGUCAUUGAAAACAAAAAGAAUUGUUCAAGGUUCAGGGUCAUAUGACAAGCAUCAGCUAAAUCUAGUUGGCAAACAGCUUCCACAAUUAGGAGCUCAAGUGCAAGAACAGUUGUUGCAACUGCCUAUGCGUUCUACUUCUCCUUCAACACAAACAAUACACGAGGAAGUACAACAACUGCCACCACACUCUACCUCUCUUGCAUCACAAGCAGUGCGUGAAAAUUUGCAGCAACUGCCAUUGGAUUCUACCACUCGUACUUCACAAACGAUACAGGAACAAUUUGAGGAUUCUAUCAAUCAUGAAACAAAUGAACAACUCGAGGAACAAGGUCCUUCUUCCGAAAAAAAAAGAAAAAGAGGCAAAACUCAGAUGUCAGGCGUGCACGGAAGGAAAGAACGUAAACAAGUUGUGUUAAAUGAGACGAAUCAACCCAUAGGUCAUACUGACGAAGUUGUAAAAGAGUUGGGUAGCUUCCUCGGCACAUUGGCAAGGAAUGCAACAUUUUGUCCUCUUAAUGUGUUUAAUUGGAGGAAACUUGAAACAAAAGAAGAUAUGUGGAAAUAUGUCAAGGAAAAAUAUGACAUUCCUGAAGUCGCAGAAGUAUGGGGUUUUAAAUCAAUUCAGAAUGCUUGGAGAAAGUAUAAGAAUAAGUUAAUGAAAGAAUAUUUUGAAGCCUAUGAAAAUGACGAGCUUCGAAUGGAGAAAAGGCCGAUUGAUGUUCCGGAGUCUCAAUUUAGGGAACUUAUAAAUAUUGGAACUCUGAUUCCUACAAGAAAUUGUCCAAAACCAAAAACCAAUAUGAAGAAUCACAGAAAGUUGAGAUAUCCACACACUGCUGGCAUAACAAGUUUUGCUCUAAUCCGCGAGGCUGAAAUGGAAAGAGUACAAUCAACGCAAGAAAGUGAAUAUGGCAGUCAAUCAGUUGACGCAUUUGCAUCAGUUAUGGGACCUGAGCAUCCAGGUCGCCUAAGAUUGUAUGGACGUGGGGUUACCAAGACUGUCUUAAAAAGAAAAAUGGGAGAUUUUGGACCCUUUUUAAGUUCUACUGAUGAGAUGAUGCAGCAAAAAUGGAAAAAAUGGAAGAAAUGAUGCAGCAAAGAAUGCAUGAAAAGUUCAACACAAAAAAAUGCUAUGGAACUAGAAGUUGCAGUUAACGUCAUUUCACAACUUAAGCGUCUGAAUUUAGGAUUACGGGUUGAUCCUAACAUGCUAGUUAGUAAGCUGAAAUGGAAAUAGUACAAUCAACACAAGAAAGUGAAUAUGACAGUCAAUUAGUUGACGCAUUUGCAUCAGUUGUGGGACCUGAGCAUCCAGGUCACCUAAGAUUGUAUGGACGUGGGGUUACUAAGACUGCCUUAAAAAGAAAAGUGGGAGAUUUUGGACCCUUUUUAAGUUCUAUUGAUGAGAUAAUGCAGCAAAAAUGGAGGAAAUGGAAUAAAGGAUGUAUCAAAGAAUAUAGGAAAAGUUCAACACACAAAAAGAUGCUAUGGAACUAGAAGUUGCAGUUAACGUAGGCGACUUGGAUGCUCAGAUCCCAUAACUGAUGCAAAAUGCGCCAACUGAUUGACUGCCAUAUUCACAUUUUUGUGUUGAUUGUACGCUUUCCAUUUCAACUUACUAACUAGCAUGUUAGGAUCAACCCGUAAUCCUGGAUUCAGACGCUUAAGUUGUGAAAUGACGUUAACUGCAACUUUUAGUUCCAUAGCAUCUUUUUGUGCGUUGAACUUUUGCUGUAUCCUGUCCUCCAUUUUUGCUGCAUCAUCUCAUCAGUAGAACUUAAAAAGGGUCCAAAAUCUCCCACUUUUCUUUUUAAGGCAGUCUUGGUAACCCCAUGUCCAUACAAUCUUAGGCGAUCCGGAUGCUCAAGUCCCAUAGCUGAUGCAAAUGCGUCAACUGAUUGACUGCCAUAUUCACUUUCUUGUGUUGAUUGUACUCUCCUUCUUCUACCACUGCUUUCUCUCAACUCACUAUUUUUCUUAGAGGGAAGUUAGUAAGCUGUUGAAGUUUGAUUAGUCUACUCAUUUUUUAUUCUGCUUUUGGCCCUUUGUCGCAUUGUAAUUCUGUGGUUGACUUUUCUACUUUAUUACUAUGAUGAAUAUCCUUUUUCUAUUGCUUUGCGGGAUCUCGUUGUUGUAUAAUUUUUUAAUAAAGUGGUGCAGCAGAUCGAGUGUUGCGUUCUUGAGUUUCGUGCUCUUCCUCUUAUCUUGCUUGUUAAUAAUUAUGAGAUGCCAUGUGAGGUUUUUUUUUUUGUUAAAAAACUAUUAGUGCUCCAUGUGGCCUUAUUUCAUUUCCACUUGGGCUUCCUUUAAAAUAAUUUGAUUUCUGAUUUGGAAACUGGGUUUGUCAAGUGUACACUCUUUGAGGUUUUCUGUACUAUGAGGGUGGGGUUAAUUGGACGAGAUGUUGGUAAAUAAUUAUAUCUGGAUAUUCUUGGAGAAUAAUUGAUAUGAAAGAAUUAAUGAAUUUGCUGCUACGUGAUGAAUAUUGCUGCUUGGAAAGUAACUGUCAGCGUAAUACAGAAACUGGGGUGUUCUAGGUGCUUUUCCUUUGAUUUUUUGUUGAACAUUGUCAGCGCAAUAUAGAAAUUGGCAGAUCUAUAUUUAUUUUGGUGAUUUUUCUCCUUGUUUCCAGAAUAUGCUUAUAGACUUAUUUAUUCAGUUUUUUCGUCUUUCUUCA